Drosophila innubila is the source of this 756-nucleotide messenger RNA. It is a transcript of the gene mRpS11, whose product is annotated as 28S ribosomal protein S11, mitochondrial. NCBI's taxonomy places the organism in Eukaryota, Metazoa, Arthropoda, Insecta, Diptera, Drosophilidae. The transcript is spliced from 5 exons. The coding region runs from base 62 to 673 and encodes 203 amino acids. Gene Ontology annotation, cellular component: ribosome; mitochondrial small ribosomal subunit. Gene Ontology annotation, molecular function: structural constituent of ribosome; small ribosomal subunit rRNA binding; mRNA 5'-UTR binding. The record is from RefSeq and is a predicted model, not a curated record. Gene Ontology annotation, biological process: ribosomal small subunit assembly; translation; maturation of SSU-rRNA from tricistronic rRNA transcript (SSU-rRNA, 5.8S rRNA, LSU-rRNA).
UUUCAAAUCGCGUGAUGUAAUUUUAAUAAAAUAAGAUUGUUUUUAUUUAUACUGGAUAAAUAUGUCAAUGAAAACAACAGUUUUGGCUGGCUUUAAUUACCUCAAGCAAUGUGCCUUAAAUGCUGCAACGCCAAGAAGCUCGUGUAUACACACAAGCGCAUUUAUGAGAAAGGUUGAAGAUCGAAAAGAAAUGCUGGCUUCCAUGCCGGCUAAGGAUGAGGGUACAAUUGGUGAGAAGUCUGUCGAUAUAGACACGCUCAUUAACAGAAAGGCGAAGUUCUUCCCGGAUGCCAGCACGGCCACGGAGCUAUUUAAUGGCAUACCCUUUAAUGAGCUGCCUGUGGUCAACAUUCGUGUCUCGCCCAACAAUACAAUUAUUUCUGUGACCGACUAUAAAGGUGUGCCAAGACUCAUACGUUCCUGCGGAAUUGAAGGGUUCAAGAAUACCAGAAAAGGCACCAACAUUGCUGCACAAGCAACAGCCGUUAGCAUUAGCGCUAAAGCAGUUGAGCUUGGCUGGAAAACCAUUCGAGUAAAAGUACGUGGCCUAGGACCAGGACGCAUGUCGGCUAUCAAAGGAUUGCAAAUGGGCGGCUUAAAUAUUGUUUCCGUUACUGAUAACACGCCUGUAUCAUGGAAUCCCCCACGGCCCAGAAAGCAAAGGAGUCUUUAAUUAAUCCAUUGAAUUGCUUUACAUAUGCAUAGAAGAAAAUUAAAAAAUUAUUUAAAUCGUUAUAAUAAUUGAUUAUUAAAAUA